This is a messenger RNA of Diabrotica balteata, 4094 nucleotides long. NCBI's taxonomy places the organism in Eukaryota, Metazoa, Arthropoda, Insecta, Coleoptera, Chrysomelidae. The record is from the annotation of a GenBank genome assembly.
GAAGAAGAAAUUUAAUUUGAGGUUAAGGUAAUGUGAUAUAAAAUAUGUCAAAGUUUUUAAAAUGUUUUUAUAAAAUUAUGGUAUCUUUAAAAAAGAAAUCUUAAUGAAUUGUUAACUCUUUUAACAACAAGAAAUCAAAAAUAUGAAAGACAUAAAAGCAUUAUUAAAAGAAGCCCGCGAGGCUAUAAAAAAUAAAAAAUUUGAUGUAGCACUUAAGUUAUCCAAAUCUAUUUUAAGGGAAGAUAAGGCCAAUUAUAUGGCAUUAGUGUUUCUAGGAUUAGCUUUACAAGAAGUGGGUCCAGUAGAGCAGGCUUGUAAAGCAUUUCAAAAAGCUAUAGAACAUAAUCCCACAAAUCCUUUAGCUUGGAAUGGAUUGGUGAUUUAUUAUGAAAAAUUGGAAUCUGAUGAAGCUAAAAGUAAACUAGUAGACACAUACCUUUCCGCCCUCAAAGUUGAAACAAAUACAAAAAAAAUACUUGAAUAUUCUGAAAAGUUAUGUAAAUUUCAGAACAAUAACAAUUUGGUUGACAUAACAAAUGCUGUUUUUAAUUGCUCCACAAAAUUAGGAUCUGACUCUCAUAAAAUGUUUGACAUUUUGGCUAAAUUUUAUGUAACUUUAAAAGAUACUCCACAUGAGUUGCUAGCUGUCUUUGAAACAUGUUUUUCUGAAUUGCUUAAAUUAAGAGACUAUAGAAGUAUUGAAUAUUUUUCUUCCUAUAUAAAUUUACUAUAUCGACAACAUAAAUAUGAAGAAGUGUUUGAAGUUGCAGAAGAUGUGCAUGUAUUUUUUGAAAAUGAUAUUGUGUCUCUAGUUUGGUUAUGUAAAGUAUAUAAUCAAUUGUUUGUGGAGGAAUCAAAAUUAGUGGAUAAAUUUACCAAUAAAAUAAAAGAAUAUUUUCCUCAAUUAUUAUUAUUAGAACCAAAAAAUGCAAUUGGGUUAUUUACAAAAGGUAUUCAACUAUUUUUAGAUAAUAAGCUGAUAGAUUGUAAAGACAUUUUAAGUGAAGUUUGUAAUUUACGACCUGGACUUGUUCAUGCUUGGGUGUUUUUAAUGAAUAUUUGUUCUAAAUUAAAUCAUAAUGAUGAUGCUAUGCAAGCUUAUUUAUCUGCAACUAAACUACUAAAGUCUACAAAAUAUACAAAUAGUAUUCUAGAUAAUAUAUUAACAGACUCACAUUUAAAAAUAUUGUCAAAGUCUAAAAAUGAAAAUGACUGGAUAGAAGCUGUAGAAAUUUAUAAAAAUACUUUAGAUAAAAAACUUAAAAGUGAAAAUUUAGAAAAUAUAAUAUUAGCUUUUAUUAACUUAAAAAAAUAUCCAGUUGUUCAGUCAUUACUUGAAAAUUUAGAAAGCCAAAAUGAACUAAGUGCCAGAUUUUUAAAGGCAAAAUUGUGUAAAAAGCAAAUGAAAUUUGAUGAAGCUUUAAGUAUUUUAGAGUCUGAUACACCUAAUAUGUCUGAAUGGUUUACGGAAAUUGGCUUAAUUUAUUGGACACUUAAAGACUAUAAAAAGUCACUCAUACCUUUUCUAAAAGCUUCAAAAUAUGAUCCAAACAAUUAUAUUUGCUUUAUCAAUUUAGGAAAUUAUUAUCAAGAAAUAGAAGAUUUUGAUAAAGCAAGAAGGUGUUAUGAAAAAGCAUUCAGUUUGAAUAAAAACUCUCAAGAAAUAGUAGAAAAUCUUAGCAAAAUUUAUACAAUAUUAAAGAAAUGGGAUUCUACUCAAAAUUUGCUUGAAGCAAUAACUGUUGGGCCUAUCAACCAAAAAAAUUGUUGGGCUUGGCUGCAACUAGGGUUGUGUUAUUUAGAACAGGAAAACUAUUCAAAAGCUAUAGAAAAAUUACAGUUUGUGGUGAGGGUAGAAAAAGAAAAUACCAAUUGCUGGCAAUGUUUAGCAGAUGCAUACUUUGCUAGAGGAUCAUAUGUAUCAGCUCUGAGAUGUUAUGAAAAAUCCUUGGAAUAUACAGAAAAUACAUUAUAUCCUUGUUUACAGAUAGCUAAUAUAAAGAAAACAAUGGGUUUGUAUGAUGAAGCCUGUGCAGAAUUUAAAGAAAUAAUUUUAAGUAAUCAACAAUGCUUGCCAGCUUUAAAGGGUUUAUCAGAAACCUAUUUGUAUCAAGCUAAAGAAUGUUAUAGAGAUCAGCGUUUAGGAACAGUAAGAAAUCAUUUACAAAAUGCAUUAAACUAUAUAACAUUGGCUAUAAAGCAAAAUAAGUUAUUUUCAUGUUUAUGGAAGAUUAUAGCUGAUGUUUGUAUUUUUAUUACAAAUUUGCCUGAUAAUUAUUGUUAUUUAAAUGUAACCCAGGAACUUGUAGAAGGUAAUGAUAAAAUAGAAAGAGAAGAUUUGUUCCAUUUAGCCACUACUUGUUACUGUAAGGCUAUAUCUUUGAAUGAAAACAAUUUAUUGUGGCAUGAUCUAGCAUCCUGUUAUUUAAAGCAUGCUAAGUGUAUAGAAAAUAAGAAUGAUAAAGACAUGCUUUUAUCAUAUGCAAUGACUGCAGCAAAACAUUGUGCAAUAUCUAACCCCAAACAUUGGCAACACUGGAAUUUACUUGGUAAUAUUGCUAUGGAGCAGACACCUCCAAAUUAUGCCCUAGCACAACAUUAUUUUAUUAAGGCUGUUACCAUUGAAAAUAAUAAUCCAGUCUCUUGGGGAAAUUUAGGGGUUUUAUAUUUUAUUGUAGGAGAUAUUAAAUUGGCAAAUAAAGCAUUUGCACAAGGUCAAAGGUCAGAUCCAAAUUAUGUUAAUAAUUGGAUAGGACAAGCAUUAAUAGCAGAAACUAUGGGAGUUGAAGAGGCUAUGGAUCUUUUUAGGCAUAGUGUGCAACUCAGUCAUCAUCAACAAGGAGCAAUUGGCUAUGCACAUUGGGUGUGUCGAACUUUACUGGAAGCUCCACAGAAGACUUUAAGUUAUUCUAUAGAAGAAAUGCAUGCUAUACCUGUAGCUUGUGACGCUAUGACUUGGUACACAGAAAACAAUGAUAAGGAUGGAUGUGCUUGGACACUGCUUGGUAUUUUAAAGGAGCGAUUGAAUCUAAAUAUAGGCAGCUUGGAAGCUUUCAAGAAUGCAUAUGAUUGUUCUCCAAAUCAGCGAGACUUGGCCAGAGUAAAUUACGGUAGAUUACUUUCAAAACACGAGAAGUAUGUUCAAGCUAUAAAUAUCUUUCAAGAGGUAGAAGUAGCUACCUUUAGUUCUGGUAGUGGUUUGGCCUUAGCAUUAUUCAAAAGUCAACAUUAUGAAGAAUCGUAUGCCGCCUAUGAUCAAGCGUUACAUUGGUUAACUGAGGAACAAUCUCAUCAAUCAGAAUUAUUAGUAGCGUUAGCAUCAAUGGCAUACAUGUUUCAGGGUUUGGAAGGAGCUAAAACUCUUUUAUUUCAAAGUAUACAGUUAAAACCGCCAUCUCCUUGGGGUCUCUACGCAACAUUAGCUUUGGGUUUGGUCCACAGGGAUUUCGAACUGGCAGAGCUGGUAUUAAAAGAAUUAGAACAUUUAAAAGAUAAAAAAGACUGUCUUCCACAUUAUGCGGUGUUAUUAUGUUUAAAAUUUUUAAGAGAAGAAAAACCUGAUAAAGCCGUCAAAGAACUCUCAAAAUUAGUUCAUAGACAUCCUGAUAAUGCAAAUAUUUGGCUUGUACUAGCAAUAACUAUUUUAAGAGUUAAAAGUGAACAUAAGAGAGCUAAAGCAGCUGUAAAGUGUUCUCAAAUUGCUUUUCAACUCGGGCAAUCUAAUAUAAACAUUACAAAAAUUUUGGGAUGUAUAUCCCUAGGACAUCUACUGGCAGGUGACAUAAAAAGUGUACUGAUAUCAGCGCAAAAAGCUAUUUAUUGUUAUCCAAAUUUGGUUGAUGGCUGGGCAGUACUUUUAGCGGCUUUAGUCAAGGAUCAAAAUCGAUACUCCAAGGAAUUCGUUUCAAGUAUAUUUGACCAUGUGACGAAUUUAAAUCCAUCCGAAUUACUGAUAAAUUGGCUUAAGAAAAUUAAAAAAACUUUAGGUUAGUUAGCUAUUGUAUGACAUUAUAUUUAUAUAUGAAUAGUAUAUGACUUAAUUGUAUUUAUAUUGUAUUAAUUUUUUAUUUUAAUUAAAAUCUAUAAGGUUUUAA